Molecule: messenger RNA, 2780 nt
Organism: Schistocerca gregaria
Lineage: Eukaryota; Metazoa; Arthropoda; Insecta; Orthoptera; Acrididae
Gene: NiPp1
Product: nuclear inhibitor of protein phosphatase 1
Exons: 7
Coding region: 767-1846 (359 amino acids)
Cellular component (GO): nuclear speck
Molecular function (GO): protein serine/threonine phosphatase inhibitor activity; protein binding; mRNA binding
Source: RefSeq, a predicted model, not a curated record
AAAUGUGAGUGCGAACCGCGCACGACUGAAUGCAGCUUGCACAUGUGGAUUAUGUUACACCAGAGAAUUCUCGUUUGCUUUUGCACAUUCGCUUAUAUUAGCUUCGUUGUACAGGGGGCUUUAUACCUGGCAGCAUUUCUGGCCAACAUGUUACGACCUGUCUGCUCAGGUGUGAAGUGCGGAGACAGAUCACUGCGUGUGCGGCAAGAUUUGUCUAUGCAGACGUAAUGUGGCCGAAACACCUCCCUAGUUCCUACCGCUGCGCAUAUAACGCAUCUAAUUUUUCAUGUUUGUGUCUGAAUAUAUGUACAGAAAUACGGAAUGUAACAGUUGAUGUUCAUGUAAUAUACUUCUUGACGUAAUCGCUGUGGAUAAAAUAACACUAUAAAACAUCUAAGCUUCAACGAUGGUUCCUGUGUGAGAUGUAAGGGAUUGUCGUUUAUUGUUGUCGCUUUAAAAAAAUAAUAAUGGUAUCAUGAAAUUAACUCGCAGUUUUCUCAAAGACCUAAGCUGUCAUUAUUCGGGCGUUUCCUUUAGUGCCAGCACCUAUACAGAUGGACCAGAGGUUUUUCUGAAUGUCUUUGGAAGGCAGUACAAAUAGUGUUUUGAGUUUGUUGUGGUGUUGUUUGUAUUCGAAUAUUUACAUUUUAUUUGUGUUUAACUAAGCUCUAGUGUUCUAAGUAUGGUGAAGUUUGCGUAACAUGAAUAUCCGAGCGGAUGUGUUCAUGUAUAUAGUGAUGUGAGAUUCAAGAGGACCACUUCAGCAAUGGCAAAUCACUACGAUGUACCAAAUUGGGCCGGAAAACCGCCUGUCGGACUUCAUCUGGAUGUUUUAAAAGGAGAUAAACUAAUCCAGAAAUUGAUGAUAGAUGAGAAAAAGUGUUACCUCUUUGGCAGGAAUCCUCAGAUGAAUGACUUUUGCAUUGACCACGCAUCUUGCUCUCGAGUUCAUGCUGCUCUUGUGUAUCACAAGCAUUUAAACAGAGCCUUUCUGGUGGAUUUGGGAAGCACUCAUGGCACAUUCAUUGGAUCACUUCGUUUGGAGCCACAUAAGCCUACACAAUUACCAAUAGACAGUGUAUUCCAUUUUGGGGCAUCAACACGGAAUUACAUCAUUCGUGAACGACCACAAACAGGUUCAAGACCAAUCAUUGAGGAACUAGAAAAAUCUUCAGAAGAAGCUGAAGGUGGCCUCUUGGGUUUGCCAGAAACGGAAACAGAACUGGAUAAUCUUACAGAGUUUAAUACUGCACACAAUCGCCGAAUAUCUAUGCUGGGGAUUCCUGAUGAAGAAAUUCGCCCCACAACGAGGAAAAGAAAGAAGAAAUUACUGACUUUUAGUGAAGAAGAGGAAGUAAUAAAUCCUGAAGAUGUUGAUCCAUCUGUUGGUCGUUUUAGGAAUAUGAUUCACACGACUAUAAUACCAACAAAGCGUCAGAGAAUUGAUGGUGUUGGACCAACAAGUGGUCUCACAAACAGUUCAGAUGAUCGCCUGAACCUCAUGAAACACUUACAUCCUUCUGCAAUGAUGCCACAUCUGUAUCACGAUUUGCCACCUGAAGGGUCUCACCCGGUUGGUGCUGGAACACCAACAUCACCCACAGGUACAGGUAACAGUGCAAAUACUCCACUGUUGUUUUCGUCGGCACUGGCAUCGCGCUUGGGCUUGGCCUUACCAAACCCUGCUCCAGAAGUGGAGAUGGCGCCACCCCCACUUCCACCUGCUGUGCUACCUGGCCAGCCAGCUGUUGGUGCUUCUGUCGACCUUAGCCACGAACCUAAGAAGAAGAAAUAUGCUAAAGAAGCAUGGCCUGGCAAGAAGCCUGUUCCAACACUCCUUGUGUGACAUCAGCAUCUUUUUGUUCUUGUGUCAUAUACACUCUGGAUCCCAGCCAACUGGAAGGACUCCGUACACUGAAUGUAUGCAAGAAUUACAUAAUCAUUGUGAAUUGUUGUUUUGUUAGACGCCACCAGUGUAGCAUCAGGAAUUCAAAUUUGUGUAUUGUUCAUUUACUUCAUUAACAACAUAAUUUUGUUGUUCGUGGAUUGUUGUAAUGUGUUUUGUAUGCAGCUGUAGUAUGUUUCAUAUAGAGCUCGCAAUUUCCAAUGACUUUGGUUUUUUCCCUGCAUGAGCUCAUGUACGGUUCUCAUUGCUUUUCUGCUUAGUACAUUUGGUUUUGGGACUUGUUCAUGACUACAUGGAUUAUCUGAACAGUGUGCAUGAUAGUGUUUGUAUACAGUACUGUGCAUUGUUCAUAUUCUGUAAAUACAAAUACUGACUUUGUGUUGAAGCCUAUUAUAUAGGAUACCCUUUUUUAUAAGACUUUCUGCCUGCUGAAUUCUGUGAGUGUCAGUAUGUUAUGAAUACUAUUAAAUACAUUGAAAAGAGCAAUAUUGAAUGUACAGUUGGCUGCGAAUUGGGUCUGUAUAGGAGAUGAAAAGAGAACUAUAUGUGAGAAUGCACAAAUCCAUUUGUGGGUCAUCAGAGUUGCCUUAAUUCUCGGGUUCAUAUCUUCAAUCAUGAGCAGUCUUUUCUUAACACAGUUAUUUGUCAAAACAGCUACCAGAAUGGGCCUGUUCAUUACAAAUGAAGAUCUGUUUGAGUUUUGAUGUAUUCUGACAUAACUGUCUGUUGUCUUUGAAAGUGAUUUUUAAAUUUAUUUGUGCAGCUUUUGCCUUAUUUGUGGUAGAAAUGCAUUUAUAGCUAGAGCAACUAUUUUUGUCAGUAAGAAUGUUUCUCUACAACUAAGCAAUAAAGUACUUGUACAGACUGCACAGUA